GGAAGUGGAGAGCCGGAAGUGGGGUUGGACAGGUUAUCCCCACGGGUGGGGAAACGGAGGCCCUGGAGGAGGGGGAAAAAAGGAGGCCGAGGAUCCUUGCUACUAACCUGAAUCGGAUACCGAUUCUCUUAGAACCCAGAGACACAGAAAAAGGGAAGGGUGUAUCAUUCCCCUUCCUCCCCUCCUCCUUUUCCUCAGCCUUAGCCAUGGCCGAGGCAGGGGCCGGGCUGAGUGAGACCGUCACUGAGACAACGGUUACCGUGACAACCGAGCCCGAGAACCGGAGUCUAACUAUCAAACUUCGGAAAAGGAAGCCAGAAAAAAAAGUGGAAUGGACGAGUGACACAGUAGAUAAUGAACACAUGGGACGCCGUUCAUCAAAAUGCUGCUGUAUUUAUGAGAAACCUCGGGCCUUUGGUGAGAGCUCCACCGAGAGUGAGGACGAGGACGAGGAAGGCUGUGGUCAUUCACACUGUGUUCGGGGCCACCGMAAAGGACGGAGUCAUGCAACCCCAGGACCSACCCCUACUACCCCUCCUCAGCCUCCAGACCCCUCCCAGCCCCCUCCAGGGCCAAUGCAGCACUAAAUUUCUCUUUCCCCCAUCA
Messenger RNA from Urocitellus parryii (Arctic ground squirrel), 606 nucleotides. RefSeq names its product protein phosphatase 1 regulatory inhibitor subunit 11 (gene Ppp1r11). Gene Ontology annotation, molecular function: protein serine/threonine phosphatase inhibitor activity; protein phosphatase 1 binding. Lineage: Eukaryota; Metazoa; Chordata; Mammalia; Rodentia; Sciuridae. The record is from RefSeq and is a predicted model, not a curated record. Gene Ontology annotation, cellular component: nucleus.